UGCCAUCAUUUUUUUCUAUCAAUAACCUAGCCGACGCAUGCUCCAUUUUUCUUGGAAUUUCCUCCUGAAAAUUGUUGCUGUUUAAUAAAUUUCGUUCUAUAAUUAAUUACUGAAAAUAAAAAAUGGCAGGUUUUUUCAACCGAUUGGGACAACUUGGUCUAGGAAUUGCCCUUACUGGUAGUGUUGUCAACUCAGCUUUGUACAAUGUUGACGGAGGACACCGUGCAGUAAUCUUCGAUAGAUUCGCUGGAAUAAAAAACCUGGUAGUAGGUGAGGGUACGCAUUUCUACAUUCCCUGGAUCCAGAAGCCAAUAAUAUUCGACAUUCGAUCUCGACCAAGGAACGUACCCGUAGUAACUGGAAGUAAGGAUCUCCAGAAUGUCAACAUCACACUUCGUAUCCUCUUCAGACCAAAACCCGAUCAGUUGCCGAAAAUUUACACCAUCCUUGGCGUGGAUUACGACGAGCGUGUGUUACCUUCAAUCACCACAGAAGUUCUGAAGGCAGUCGUCGCGCAGUUUGACGCUGGUGAAUUGAUCACACAGCGAGAGUUGGUGUCGCAGAAAGUCAGUGAAGACUUGACCGAACGUGCCUCGCAAUUCGGUGUCAUUCUUGAUGACAUAUCUAUUACACACUUGACAUUCGGCAAAGAGUUCACUCAAGCCGUUGAAUUGAAACAAGUCGCCCAGCAAGAGGCUGAGAAAGCAAGAUUCUUGGUAGAGAGAGCCGAGCAACAAAAGAAAGCAGCUAUUAUCAGCGCUGAAGGUGACGCGCAAGCUGCCAGUUUAAUCGCUAAGUCUCUCACUGAAGCCGGUGACGGUCUAGUUGAGCUGAGAAGAAUCGAGGCUGCUGAAGACAUCGCUUAUCAGCUAUCGCGCUCACGGCAAAUAUCCUACUUACCUUCUGGCCCUGGCAUCCUGCUCAACCUUCCUCAAUAAUUCGAUUUAACUUGAGUCGAAAAUUAUUCUAACAACAUCAAAGCCCACGUUUGUAAAAUUGGACUUGUCUGUUAGGGAUUGUCGUCAGUAUUUCUGAAACUAGAUUAAUAAAAAUUAAUUAUAAUAAUUUUGGAGGUACUGAUGCCAAUGCUAGACUGUCAAUGCUAGUUUUACACACGUCAGAAGCUCCGAGCAAAAGAUUACCAGUUGUAAAAAUAAUAUCUAUUUACUUACGUUUAUAAUUACUACCAUAUUGAUAAUUGAAGAAAUAGCAUUUUGUAGUAAUACUACUUCUGGGAAUGCCCAGAAAUUCAUAUGAUUUCCAUUUAUUAAUUUAGACUACUGGGAUUAUUAAAGUUUUUAUUACAAAUUUAA
Molecule: messenger RNA, 1313 nt
Organism: Cotesia glomerata
Lineage: Eukaryota; Metazoa; Arthropoda; Insecta; Hymenoptera; Braconidae
Gene: Phb1
Product: protein l(2)37Cc
Exons: 4
Coding region: 123-938 (271 amino acids)
Biological process (GO): mitochondrion organization
Cellular component (GO): membrane; mitochondrion
Source: RefSeq, a predicted model, not a curated record